This is a messenger RNA of Pelobates fuscus (common spadefoot toad), 724 nucleotides long. RefSeq names its product methyltransferase 5, N6-adenosine (gene METTL5). NCBI's taxonomy places the organism in Eukaryota, Metazoa, Chordata, Amphibia, Anura, Pelobatidae. Gene Ontology annotation, biological process: rRNA methylation. Bases 59 to 685 code for a protein of 208 amino acids. The transcript is spliced from 8 exons. The record is from RefSeq and is a predicted model, not a curated record. Gene Ontology annotation, molecular function: rRNA (adenine-N6-)-methyltransferase activity; nucleic acid binding.
GGGACACUUCAAGUUGAUGGACCUUUAUCCUGUUUUCCUAGAUUUCACAUGAUAAAAGAUGAAGUUGAAAGAGCUGGAGAGUUGCUUACAGCAGGUGGAUGUGUUUGAAAAUCCCAAAAUACUUCUUGAACAAUAUCCAACUAGGCCACAUAUUGCAGCAUGCAUGCUCUAUACCAUCCAUAACACAUUUGGGGAUAUUGAAGAUAAGGUGGUUGCAGACCUUGGCUGUGGUUGUGGUGUCCUUAGUAUUGGUGCAGCUAUGUUGGGUGCUGGGUUGUGUUUAGGUUUUGAUGUUGAUAAAGAUGCACUGGAAAUAUUCAAGACAAACACUGAAGAGUUUGAGCUCACGAACAUUGAUAUGAUUGAGAUUGAUGUCUGCUCUUUGCCAGCUAACAGUUGGGUAAAAUCAGUUGACACGGUGAUAAUGAAUCCCCCUUUUGGUACAAAGCACAAUAAAGGUUUGGAUAUAGUAUUUCUAAAGACUGCGUUACAAAUGGCAAGAACGUCAAUCUAUUCUCUCCACAAAACAGCAACUAGGGAACAUAUUAAAAAGAAGGCAGCUGACUGGAAAGUGAAGAUAGAAGUCAUAGCUGAACUCAGAUAUGAUUUACCGGCAUCAUACAAGUUCCAUAAAAAGAAGUCUGUUGAUAUUGAAGUGGACUUCGUGAGAUUCUCAUUCAACUGACAUUCAGUACUUGGGGGGGGGAAAAAAACUUAAAAUCAG